This is a messenger RNA of Impatiens glandulifera, 1467 nucleotides long. RefSeq lists its product as uncharacterized. The coding region runs from base 229 to 1350 and encodes 373 amino acids. The transcript has 3 exons. Gene Ontology annotation, molecular function: DNA binding. Lineage: Eukaryota; Viridiplantae; Streptophyta; Magnoliopsida; Ericales; Balsaminaceae. The record is from RefSeq and is a predicted model, not a curated record.
UAUACAUUUCCAUGUGCUCUCUUAGCAAUUUACUGUGAGUUUUCCGAUCCUUGUGUUCACGCAAAUAUUGACCAUAAUUCCUUCUCUCUUUCUCUUUCUCAGAUCAUCUUGUCUCAUCCGCUUUUUCCCCAUCACUUUUUGCUUUGCAAAUCACAACCCUUUUACCCUUUUCGUUUAAUCUUCAUAUACAUCUUCCGAUCAGGGAUUAAACUAGAAACAAAGUCAUCAAUGAGAGGCACUAUGUAUAGCAACACCGUCUUACAGGGACAAGACCUUUGGCCUAUAAGGAAGACUCUCACGUCAUCUGAUGUGGAUGUCACUCACCCAUUCCUCACUCUUCCUCGACAAGCAGUUGAAGAUCAUAUUCUUGUACAUUUAACACCGUUUGAUCAAGACCAUUUAAGAAGCAUACAUCAUGUAACCAUUAAUGUUCAAGAUGAUGAUAAUGGUGAUAAGUACCAGAUGAAGCUGAAGUGGCGUGGGAGCUAUUACAAUCUUAUUGGGAAAUGGGGCAAAGUUGUUAGAGGGAAAGGACUUGGUGUUGGUAAUGAAAUAAUGAUUCGUUGGGUUAAUGGUUGGUUGCAUUUUACUGUCCCUCAAGAGAUUAAUGUUCGUUUAGUCCAACCACCCCAACCUGUUGUACCACUUCAAGAGCCACUUUAUUGGCCUAUUAAAAAAGUUUUGACAUUAUCAGAUGUAGACACUAACCACCCUUUCCUCCCUUUGCCUAGACGACCUGUUGAUGAACAUAUUCUUGUUCAUUUAACAGAACAAGAACGAGAAUGUCUUAGAAAUGAUGAACAAGUAGAUAUGACUGCACGAGAUGAUGACACGGGAGAACUUUAUCAAAUGAAGCUGAAAUGGCGCGGGAAUAAUUAUAAUCUUAUUGGGAAAUGGGGAAAAAUCAUUCGGAGGAGGGGACUUGGUGUUGGGAAAGAAAUAAAAAUGCGUUGCUGGAAUAAGUGUUUACAUUUCUCAGUUCCACAAGAACAGAUUGUUGCAAUACCCCCAGGAUUAGAUUAUUGGCCAAUUAGAAAGGCUCUAACAUUAUCGGAUAUUGAUACAAAUCACCCGUUUCUCACGUUACCUGGAAAGGCUGUUGAAAAUAAUAUUGUAGUAUAUUGGCCUCUCCAAGCACGAGAUCAACUGAGAAAUGAAAGGCAGUUAACUAUUAAUGCUCAAGAUUACGAUAAUGGUGAGCUUUAUACAAUGAAGUUGAGAUGGCGUGGGAGCUACUACAAUCUUGUCGGUAAAUGGGGUAAAAUUGUUCGUGAAAAGGAGCUUACUAUUGGAAGAGAGAUUAAAUUACGCUGGGAUAAUGGGUGUCUGCUUUUUUCAUUUCAGAUAUAAUGAAGCAAAGAUGGGGACUCUCAAAUUAAAUGCCAAAUGACAAGCUUUACUAAAAUUUCACUGGUUUCAGGAGAACAUCUUGAAUCAUAAGCAAGAUAAGGUGAGUAAUAAAAGUCA